AUGGGCAAGGAUAAGACGAAGAAUAAGUCCUCCAAACACAUCAAGUGCGACGUGCAGUUUGACGACAAUCCGCAAGGAAUUUUCCGAGCGGGGGACACCGUUAGCGGAACUAUAGAAAUACAAUUGGAGAAGCCGAAGAAAUUUCGAGGGAUUGCACUACGAAUAAAUGGGUUUGCUUCGACAUCCUGGAACGCGAAGGUCAAAGACACCAACGACAAGGACAAGACGAAAAACAAGAAGACAAACUUUAAUGGGCGCGAAGAUUACUUCGGGAGUAUAACGUACUUCGUGGGAUCGGACGUCGGGAACCCGCUGGAGGUUCCGGCCGGCGUUCACCGGUACCCGUUUUCGUGUGUCAUUCCUCAAACCGCACCCUCGUCGAAGGAGGGCAAGUAUGGGCACAUCCGCUAUGUAGUGAAAGUGUCACUCGAACGACCCUGGAAGUACGAUCACGUGUUCCAGGCGCCGUUCCUGGUGAAAAGCCACGCGGAUUUGAGUGUCGCCCAGGAUCGAAUGCUGCUGCCCACCAAGGCGGAAAUCGUGCAGUCAUUCUACUUCGGAUUGACUGAUCCACUGAUCGUGACGGCGUCGACCCCUCGCACCGGGUAUGCCCCAGGUGAAGUGAUCGAGGUGGCUAUCCACGUGAACAACCAAAGUAGCGUCGAUGUGCGAGGGAUCACGAUCAAGUUCCAGCGCAUCGACACCUUCAUCAGUCAGGUUCCGGUCGUACAGCAACACCUCGAGCACACGGUGAUGGAGGAGCGAACCAUCGGCAGGGUGGCCCGACGCAGCGACGCCGUCUUCGAGGAGAACAUCCUGAUCGGAUCCACCGUUCCCUCCGACGACGAGCGAUGCAAAAUUAUCCAAACCCGCUACGAGGUGGAACUCCUCGUACGUCCGGUGCGAUCGAGGAAGAAGAUGAUACUCACCCUACCGCUCGUGAUCGGUUCCGUGGGGCUUCCGAGCACCCUUUACCCUAUGCAGAUGUUGGCCAAAGAGCGGGCGGCCCUAGGGAUGGAUGAGCCGACUGGAGUCGAAGGAACGCUUCCUCCGGAUUCACCACCUCCUUAUCCAGACGACAGUCAGCCAUCGACUUCGAGGGCUUUUCAGGCAGAAAACUCAACCGCCACGGCUCCCUUACCCGAGGAUGCCAAAGAGCACGAGUUCGAAAAGGGCUCGGAACCGUACACUCCACGAGAUUUCGAUGAAAACGAAUGA
Messenger RNA from Anopheles coustani, 1218 nucleotides. Its product is annotated as arrestin domain-containing protein 17-like. Gene Ontology annotation, biological process: protein transport. The coding region runs from base 1 to 1218 and encodes 405 amino acids. Gene Ontology annotation, cellular component: cytoplasm. Lineage: Eukaryota; Metazoa; Arthropoda; Insecta; Diptera; Culicidae. The record is from RefSeq and is a predicted model, not a curated record. The transcript is spliced from 2 exons.